AUGAACACUUGUAUUCAAAUAAGACGAAACGAUAUGCUUAUACAUCUUUUAAAUUUACUUGAUAACCAAAUUUUUAACGCAUUUGAACUUCUUCAAACGAUGACUUAUUCUCAAGAAGAACAUAAAGGAAAAAUAUUUUCUACCUAUUUACAAAAAAAGCAUAAUCGGCGUUUAAAAAAAAGACAUAGGUCUUUUCGUUCACUUUCUGUAAAAGUAGCAAGAGCUAAACAAUUUAAAAAAAAAAUAUUUCAAAAAUUAG
This is a messenger RNA of Racocetra persica, 259 nucleotides long. Lineage: Eukaryota; Fungi; Glomeromycota; Glomeromycetes; Diversisporales; Gigasporaceae. The record is from the annotation of a GenBank genome assembly.